CAGAGGCCUUCCUGUUUUAUUACCGGUGUAUUUUACUGGAAGGACCAGGAGAUUAUGAGCGUAUUUUUUUCUUGUUUAAGAAUCCGUUAUAUUAUGAAGUUGGGUUGUACGGAUUCUAAAGGGUAAUGAAAGGAAAACGUAGUGGUUUUAGGAAUAGGGCUGGUUUGUUUAUUAGACAGUAGCCCACCUUGAUAAAAAAAAAUAGCAUUUUGUUUUACAUGUUUUUGGUUAGGUUUAGUAAGCCCUACAAUAUCGAUAUUCUUUUUUAUAUAUUUUUUUAUUGUUUUGAACAAAUAGCGAGGCAUGUUCCACGGAUAGGCUGUCUCACAUCUCGCCGAAAAAAAGCAGACAGACGCCGGACGCUCCGGAGUCUACGGCUUUGUCAAAGACAGAAGUCCAGAGACACAAGAUGUUUGAGACUGGUAGAAUCCCUCUCGUCCUUCUCGACGUAACCUGCCUUAUCCUCGUUGGGCUUCCCUUUGUGAUCCUCACCCCUCAGCACAAUCCCUUCAACAGGGGUUUCUUCUGUAAUGAUGAGUCCAUCAGAUACCCCCUGAAAGAGGACACCAUAUCCUACCAGUUACUGGGGGGAGUCAUGAUCCCUUUCACACUGAUUGUGGUAGUCAGUGGUGAGUGCCUUGGCGUCUAUAUGACUCAUAUAAAGACCAAAUCAUCCUUGGGGGCUAAGUACGUGGCGCGCAUCUACAAAGCAGUGGGCAGCUUCCUGUUCGGGGCUGCUGCGAGCCAAUCACUGACGGACAUUGCCAAGUACUCGAUUGGUCGUCUGCGUCCCCACUUCCUGGCUGUGUGUAAGCCUAUGUGGGACCGUAUCAACUGCAUUGCUGGAGGCUACAUCGAGAACUUCACCUGUACCGGGGACAAAAACAUGGUGGAUGAGGCCAGACUUUCCUUUUUUUCUGGUCACUCAUCCUUCUCUAUGUACUGUAUGCUGUUCCUAGCACUGUACAUCCAGGCCAGACUGCAGACAGAGUGGGCCAGGCUCCUCAGACCCACCAUCCAGUUCUUCCUGAUCGCAACAUCCAUCUACGUGGGGCUGUCACGCGUCUCAGACUACAAACACCACUGGAAUGACGUACUUACUGGCCUCCUGCUGGGGGCGAUAGUUGCAAUACUCACGGUGUUCUGUGUGUCCGAUUUCUUCAAGACGCCUGUUGAUCCAGUAGAGAUACAAGAGGAGACGUCCCACCCCAGUCUACAGGACAACCCUGCAAAUGGGAUCCACUACGGAAGCACAGAAUGAAGCUCUGACUACAACAUGGACAAUGCAUUGAGGACAAGUAGCAUGUUAAGCUAGCUACAACUACUUGCCAUCCGCUUCAGAGGACUAUGGUUAUUUAUUUCCAUGCAUUUCAGGUCAUUGGCAUUGACUGUCGUGGAAAUAUCAUGUUGCCUGAGCCCUGUAGACAGAUGUUAAGUCCUCUCAGAGCCAAUGAUCUUGCCUAUGUGUGUUGAGCUAACGGUCCUUGUGUUCCAUUCCUGGUCUUUGUGUGCAAUUGCGGUGCGAGGUCUGCUCUUGUUGGAACAGUUGGGAUUGCAUUGGUUUGAGGAUUGUGUUUGAAAUGAAUGAUAUUCAAGUUUGUUACAGUGAGUAAUGAGUGUCCAUGUGUGUAGCCUGGCCAAUAAUAAGUCUUACACCUGGGAAUGAAAUACCACGACUGUCCCAAAGCAUAAAUGAAAGUCAGGAGACUUACUGAGCUCUGCAAUGAUGUGCUAUGUACUGUAUAUAUCUUUUUUAAUACUGCCUUCGCCAGAUUGUUGCUGACACUUGCUCAAAGCUCCCUGGAAACUCCUUACACAUGUGUCCAAGUGUUGAAAUCAUGGCGACAAAUACACAAAUUAACUUUUUGACAUUUGUAUGCAAAUGUACUGUUGUAAAAACGGUGUUUUGAAUUUUUCGGAAAACAAAAUGCUAGCUAUGUGACACAAAUAAAGAUGGAAUUCCAUUUUGUUACUUUGGUACAA
Oncorhynchus masou masou (cherry salmon) is the source of this 1983-nucleotide messenger RNA. Its product is annotated as phospholipid phosphatase 1-like. Gene Ontology annotation, biological process: phospholipid dephosphorylation; signal transduction; phospholipid metabolic process. The coding region runs from base 410 to 1261 and encodes 283 amino acids. NCBI's taxonomy places the organism in Eukaryota, Metazoa, Chordata, Actinopteri, Salmoniformes, Salmonidae. The transcript has 6 exons. The record is from RefSeq and is a predicted model, not a curated record. Gene Ontology annotation, cellular component: plasma membrane. Gene Ontology annotation, molecular function: phosphatidate phosphatase activity.